GUUAGGCAGCCGGAAACUGCAGUGCAUUCAGGCUUUGCGAUUGGCUGAAAGUUCCCCGCGAAAAUGACGUAGCACACAAUUUCGCGCCACAUCUGUAGCAGUCGGACGCCUGUACAAGAAGAGAUCUCCCACCAACCAUGUCUUCCCCUGCUUCAACACCUGGUGGCCGCAAGCGUGGAAGGAAUACCAACCCUGCCACACCAAGCAGCGAGGGUCCCACCUCGCCUCCUUCCCAGAGGCGCAGAGGCCAAGACUCCUCCGGUGGCGAUCUGAUGCCGAUGCCGACAUCCCCAGCCACGGACGUUCUCAGUCCGGCUGCCCCUCAGGACACCUCUCUGUUCUCCAGCCCCAGACCAUCAGUUAUGCCAAAUGAAGUGGACAUAAGUUCCCCUCUGGGUUACUGGACCCCAAGCUCCAGGGUUGAAGGGACCCCGAGCUCUAGGGUGGAAGGGACCCCGCGCAGUGGCGUCCGUGGCACACCGGCCAGACAGCGCCCUGAUCUGGGGUCAGUCAGGAAGGCUCCCCAGGUGGAUCUACAGUCGGAUCAGCCAAGCACAGAUGGUGCAGUAGCCAGCGAACCCAAUGCAGGCCACAGGCUGGUGAUCUGGGGGACUGACGUCAACGUUGGAACCUGCAAGGAGAAGUUCCAGAGGUUUCUGCAGAGGUUCAUUGACCCGACCUCCACUGAGGAUGAGAACGCUGGUCUGGAUCUAAAUGAGCCGCUUUACAUGCAGAAGCUAGAAGAGAUCAGUGUUGUUGGUGAUCCCGUCCUGAACGUGAACUGUCGACAUGUGCAGUCUUUUGAUGCAGAGCUGUACAGACAGCUCAUCUGCUAUCCACAGGAAGUCAUCCCAACCUUCGACAUGGCGGUCAAUGAGCUUUUCUUUGAGCGUUUCCCCGACUCGGUCCUGGAGUACCAGAUCCAGGUCCGCCCUUACAACGCCCUGAAGACCCGAAACAUGAGGAGCCUUAACCCAGAAGACAUCGAUCAGCUGAUCACCAUCAGCGGCAUGGUGAUCCGCACCUCACAGCUCAUCCCCGAGAUGCAGGAGGCAUUCUUCCAGUGCCAGGUGUGCGCCUUCAGCGCCCGGGCAGAGGUGGAUCGCGGCCGGAUCGCCGAGCCAGCCGUGUGUCGCAAUUGCAACACCAACCACAGCAUGGCGCUCGUUCACAAUCGCUCACUCUUUUCAGACAAACAGAUGAUCAAAAUCCAAGAGUCCCCCGAAGACAUGCCAGCAGGCCAGACGCCGCACACGACUAUUGUGUACGCUCACAACGACCUGGUGGACAGGGUCCAGCCGGGAGACAGAGUGAACAUCACGGGUAUCUACAGAGCAGUCCCGAUGCGCGUUAACCCCCGUCAAAGCAACGUGAAGUCGGUCUACAAAACUCAUAUAGACGUCAUCCACUUCCGUAAGACGGAUGAAAAGCGCCUGCACGGUUUGGAUGAAGAGGCCGAGCAGAAGCUGUUCACUGAAGACCGCGUGCAAACCCUGAAGGAACUGGCGGCCAAACCCGACGUUUACGAGCGGCUCUCCUCUGCCCUGGCACCGAGCAUCUACGAACACGAGGACAUCAAGAAGGGCAUCCUGCUGCAGCUGUUCGGCGGCACCCGCAAAGACUUCAGUCAGACGGGCCGGGGCCACUUCCGGGCCGACGUCAACAUCCUCCUCUGCGGAGAUCCCGGCACCAGCAAGUCCCAGCUGCUCCAGUACGUCUACAACCUGGUGCCCCGCGGCCAGUACACGUCGGGGAAGGGCUCCAGCGCUGUGGGUCUCACCGCCUAUGUGAUGAAGGAUCCGGAGACCAGGCAGCUGGUCCUGCAGACGGGCGCCCUGGUGCUGAGCGACAACGGCAUCUGCUGCAUUGACGAAUUUGACAAGAUGAGCGACAACACGCGCUCGGUGCUGCACGAGGUCAUGGAGCAGCAGACCCUCUCCAUCGCCAAGGCGGGAAUCAUCUGUCAGCUGAACGCCCGCACCGCUGUGCUGGCCGCUGCCAACCCCGUGGAGUCUCAGUGGAACCCGAAAAAGACAACGAUUGAGAACAUUCAGCUGCCCCACACGCUACUGUCCAGAUUCGACCUGAUUUUCCUGAUGCUGGAUCCCCAAGACGAGGCUUAUGACCGUAGGCUGGCUCACCACCUGGUGUCCCUUUACUACCAGAGCGAGGAGCAGAUGGAGGAAGAGUUCCUCGACAUGGCCAUGUUGAAGGACUACAUCGCAUACGCGCGGACGUACAUUAAUCCGAGACUGAGCGAGGAGGCCAGCCAGGCCCUCAUCGAGGCCUAUGUGGACAUGAGGAAGAUCGGCAGCGGUCAUGGGAUGGUGUCUGCCUACCCCAGGCAGCUGGAGUCCCUGAUCCGCUUGGCGGAGGCGCACGCCAAGGUCCGCUUCUCCGAAAAGGUGGAGACCAUCGACGUGGAGGAGGCCAAGCGGCUGCACAGAGAGGCCCUCAAACAGUCGGCCACCGACCCCAGGACCGGAUUUGUCGACAUCUCAAUUCUGACGACAGGUAUGAGCGCUACGGCGCGCAAACGUAGGGAGGAGGUGGCCCAGGCACUGAAGAAGCUGAUCGAGACCAAAGGAAAGACGCCGGCCAUGAAGUACCAACAGCUCCUCGAUGACCUCAGGGGACAGUCUGAAACUGCGAUCACCAAGGAGCUGUUUGACGAGGCGCUGCGAGCCUUGGCCGAUGACGAUUACCUGACUGUCACUGGGAAGACCGUCCGUCUGCUCGCCUGAGGUGCACCGCGAUUUCAAAUCCCGUUUCAAUGUCUGUUUUUUACAAAGUAAGAAAAGUUUGAGUAAAAACAACCAUUUAUCAUUCUGAUAUUUAAAAAUAUGGUCAGAAUUAAACCAGUGACUCUGAAGGGUUUGGGUCAGGUUUUGUGUAGAAAAGAUGGCGUGGAGUCGAGGGCUUGUAAACAAAUACAUACACAGGCUGAUGUAGUAAUAUUAAAAAAUAUACCUUGUUAUUGACGCACUUUUUUUUUUUUUUUUUCAUUCUCUGGUGUAUGAGGUGUAGUUUAAAUUUAGCUUGCUUAAACUUGUGUUAAUAGAAGAAAAAUAAAAUGUUGCACAUAAUAUUUUUUUUAUUUUAUUAUAGUUUGCAGUCAGUGUCCUAAGUUGUUCAGUUAUGUAUAAUUGAGAAGCUUUAACAUUUCUGGACUUUUGUAUGUUUUGCAUAAAGGAUUUUCCAAUAAAGAAUAAUCACAUUUUCAGAGAGUGAAAUAAUCAGAA
Gambusia affinis (western mosquitofish) is the source of this 3242-nucleotide messenger RNA. It is a transcript of the gene mcm4, whose product is annotated as minichromosome maintenance complex component 4. Gene Ontology annotation, molecular function: ATP hydrolysis activity; ATP binding; single-stranded DNA helicase activity. The record is from RefSeq and is a predicted model, not a curated record. Lineage: Eukaryota; Metazoa; Chordata; Actinopteri; Cyprinodontiformes; Poeciliidae. Gene Ontology annotation, biological process: mitotic DNA replication initiation; double-strand break repair via break-induced replication; DNA replication. Gene Ontology annotation, cellular component: nucleus; MCM complex. The transcript is spliced from 17 exons. The coding region runs from base 138 to 2744 and encodes 868 amino acids.